AUGGCUUACAACUGGCACAUCGAGUUCUGGUUCUCCGUGCGAAUCAUGAAUUUGUACAACGGAACAACAUACAAAAGGCGCAUCGUAAUCACACCCGCUCCAAUCCUGCCCUUCUACCUACAACACCACCGCACCGUAGACGUGUGCGGUGGAUAUGUCGCCUACUGGAGCCAGUUUUACCAGCUAUUCACCAACAGUAGCCCCGUAGACGGCGAGCGGCAAGCCACAGAAGCAGGCCGCUUAGAAGGCGAUAUCCUCGAAGCCCUCAACGACGCGCUUCACGUGUCGCCCAUAGAGGUUGCGACGUUCCCCAUCAGCGAAAUAGAAGUGUACACACCGAGCAUAGCUUCGGCCCGGUGGAUGCAAUGUCUGCAGGACGUCACCAAGCUAGACCCCUCGCUGAAGAACCAGGAUAAAGUGGUCGUCCGCAAUGUGAAAUUUCUCAUUGUUGUUGGCGAGAUUUUCGGUAACUACACAAACCAGCAAAUUCUUCAGUUCCUGGCAUGGCAAUUCGUCGAGCACUAUGGCCCGGUUGCCGACAUCCGUCUACUUUUGGCGAGGUACGGAGACCAGACCACAGCGGAUAACCUCAGACCCGCUGAUUGUGGCUUCUACGUAGAGGUAGCCUACAAACUGAUGUUGCUCGCAAUGCAGUUUACGCUUAGGAUUUCGGAGGAUGACCAGAAGCAGAUUAACCGAGGCUUCGACCGCAUGCGGCGUAAUGCCAUUCGCUUGGCUAAAGCGGCUGUCUGGCUAGACUCGGAGAGCAAAGACUCCGUGGUGGCAAAGCUUGAGGCGCUUAAAUUGGCGGUGUGGCCUCCAUCCACGUUCCUUUCCAACGAGAGCCUGGAAGAGAUAUACCAGAGGUAUCCCGAACGCGAGAAAACGUUCGGCAACUACUGGAUCAAGUCUAUUCGAAGUCUGCGCACCACCGAGAUGGAUUCCCUCUAUAAAUAUGUGCUCACAAUACCGCCUAACUAUGCACAGCCUUAUUUUGUAUAUGAUUACUUGUUUAACACCGUUCGCGUGGCCAUUGCUGCCAUUGACCGCCCACUCUACUACAGCGAGGGCACAAGCGCCAUGUUCUACGGUGGCCUUGGUUUCUCCCUUGCCUUAGAAAUUGUGAAAGCAAUCGACCGAGAGGGCCUCCACUGGCGACCAGGUGGAGCCGUGGUCCCCUCAAUCAUCAGCCAACAAUCAAAGAAUGUGUUUGAGGUAAGAGAGAACUGCCUUAAACACAGUGAAGAAGGCAAAUAUGGCUUGUUUCCCGAGAUCCCGGCUCUGCAAGUUGCUUACUCCGCCUUUCUUGAUACCACAAAGGAAGGCGAGAGAGACCCUCCGAUAAGCUACAACUUCACGCAAACGCAGGUGUUUUUUCUCACCCUAUGCUACAUGACCUGCAGCCAAAAAGGAGUUAUUAAUCCCUUCUCGGCCAAUUGUAACAAGGUUGCCCGAAACUCUGUUGGCUUCGCGAACGCCUUUGGUUGCCCGCCGGGUUCCAAGAUGAACCCCGUGCAGAAGUGCACAUUUUUUGGGUAA
Molecule: messenger RNA, 1539 nt
Organism: Dermacentor silvarum
Lineage: Eukaryota; Metazoa; Arthropoda; Arachnida; Ixodida; Ixodidae
Product: membrane metallo-endopeptidase-like 1
Exons: 1
Coding region: 1-1539 (512 amino acids)
Biological process (GO): protein processing
Cellular component (GO): plasma membrane
Molecular function (GO): metalloendopeptidase activity
Source: RefSeq, a predicted model, not a curated record